CUACUCAAUUUAUUCAUUCUCCCACGUUUGCUUGUUUUGUUCUCUUUAUGAGUGAUGUUUUGGCUAACACAAUUUCGCAAACUUUUCCAUUAAAAAAAAAUUACAAUUCUUGAUCAGUGCGCGUAAAUUAAGAAAUAUUGCCAUAAUCGUGCCACAAGAAUCAAAUAAGAAAGUAAAAGAAAAACUAUUUCUUGUUGGCCUUGUGAAUAUUUUAUCGGAGUAUUGAAAUCCGUUAAUGUUCGAAGUUUAUUACUACUAAUAAUUGUUGUGCAAUGGGUGAUAACGACAUUGUUAAGAAUAAUAAUCCUGGCAGUAUAGAAAACGAUGCGUUUUUUCGUGCCUUUUUGGAUGAUGAUGAAAAGGCUAAAAUAGAUUUUUCCGCUACAAUGACUAUUGAGGAACAGAUAGCAAAGUUGUCAGAAGGGUUGGAUCAGUUGUCUUCCCAAAUUCAUACUCAAGUGCGCAGUCAGUACGGUUCACUUUUAUCCCAGGCAAACAAUGUCAGUCAUCUCAAUGAAGCAAUUGGUUCUAUAUCCGGUCAUAUUGAAGUACUACAACAGAGUGCUGAAAGACUAAAGAAACAAAUUAGUGUUCCGUAUGAACAACUUGCAACCCAGACAGAAAUAUUAGGCCGACUCCACGAAACAUCACAUUUGUUGCGUCAAAGUGGUAGAUUUCUACAGAUCUACGAAAGCUUGGAAAAUACAACAAAACUUCCAGAACAAGCUAGCAUCGUUUAUGAGCUAGACAGUUUAAUGGAGGAUGUGCCACUAGGAGAAAUUGAUAUUUUGAAGGAUGAAAUUAGUACUGUGUCGACGGUGAAAGCGCGUUUACUGCAGGUUGCCAAUCGAGACUUGUUUGAAAAUAUUGAAAAUCGAAAAGAAGAUGAAACUAAAGAGUGUUUGGAAAUCUUCCUAAAUAUGAAAAUAUUGUCUAAAUGUUUGCAAAACAUUCUGGAAACAUACCAACGUUAUACAAAAGAUUCCAUUAAAGAAUGUUAUACGGCUUCAGAUGCUAGAAAAUCGCGUCAAACGGAAUUAAUAAAAGAACCUGAACGUAAUCAGAUGAAGGGACCUGGUAAGGCACCAACGUUGGUUAAUUCAUCCAAAUUUCGAUCAAAACUGUGGCAAUCUAUAGAGUGGCUAUUCAUGGAUGAAUUCAACAGCUACUGUCAGCAAAUAGAAUUUUUGCAGCGCUGUUUACUUGAGUUACCUCUCACAGGUGAUUGUAUUACGAUCGCCAAAACCAUCGCUGAGAGAUUCUGGGAUCAAUUACAAAAUCAGUUGAUCGAGUCAUUUGAAACAGCUCUACCACAUGUACAGCAAGCCUUGCAACAGGGUCUUCCUAAGUUGCUGUCGAUUGCACGAGGAUUGGAAAAAAAAUUCGACAACACAUUUAUAUUCAAUGAAAAUGUUUUUAACUUUCUGGAGGCAGGAUAUUUGGAGAAAUGUGCCAACAAUCUGAAAGCUGCAAUGGUUGACAUAGAUUUUCCUAACCAAGAAGUAAUAGAUGCUCUAAUACGUGUUGCUUCAACUGAAUUGAGUGCUGCUUGUGUCGAUGAUCGCUUAACACAGCAAGUAACUGAUGUAAUCUGCGUAUCCAUCAAAGAUCUUUGGAAUAGAAUUGAACGAAAUAUAAAACUUGGCGGAGAAACGCAUCAAGUUUUGGACAACCCCAACUCAUCUCAAUCACAGAACAUCACACUCGCCAAUGUGAUCUAUUAUCAUAACGAUGCAGUAAAUCGUUUGGUUCAACAAUUGGGAUCAAAAUUUUCAAGCUCAGAGUCUGCCAUUAAAUUGAAACAGAGUCUUAAUGAUGGUCGUAAUAUUGCGCUUGCAAUCAUUCAACAAUUAAUAGCUUCGAUUCACAUGGCAGUAAACAUAAUUUUGCUAAGUAUGCAUAGAGAACCUGGACUGAACACAACUACAAUUUCUACUGCUGGACCUUCUUUUUACAUGAAAGAGUUAAACGACUUUCUAGUUCGUUCAUGGAAUACUCAUAUUGUUCCUUUUUCCGAUAAAUGUAUUAUAGAAGAAUGUGGUGAAAACUUGGCUAUUCAUUGCAUUGAACUGUUCGUUCAGAAUGCUGCAAUUAUUCGGCCUAUUUCAAACAGCGGUCGGGAAAGGCUCAAAUCUGAUUCACACUAUCUUGAGUUGGCACUUAAACCAAUUGUUCCGGACUUGACAGUAUUAGGAAAAAGUUUACGAUUGUUGAGAGCAAUGGCGUCACUGCUUGUUGUGUCUCCCGAAGAACUGGUUCAGCAAACAUCCGGAAAAGAAGGAAUUAUGCCAGCAUAUAUUGUGUUGUUCAUGCUGUUUGGAUUCGCUGGCCCAGAUCUGGCCAGUCCUCAUGUUACCGCAGGUUGGUCGAACGAAAAAUUGAUAAAGUGGUUGGAGUCACAUUCGUCUGAGGCAGAUCGACUGGAAUUGAUAGUUGGAGCUCUUCAGAAAUAUCGGACGGUCGUUCGUCAAAAAAAUAUAUCACAAUACGAUGUGGUGUACCCUUUGAUGACUAAUUUUUUAGAACUUGCAAUGAAAGAGGUUGCAUCUAAAAAUUCUAUCAGUGAAUAGUAAUUGUACCGAACAUGACUAUCAAUAAAAACAUCUAUUAUAUAGUUUUA
Molecule: messenger RNA, 2620 nt
Organism: Malaya genurostris
Lineage: Eukaryota; Metazoa; Arthropoda; Insecta; Diptera; Culicidae
Gene: fws
Product: conserved oligomeric Golgi complex subunit 5
Exons: 4
Coding region: 273-2570 (765 amino acids)
Biological process (GO): intra-Golgi vesicle-mediated transport
Cellular component (GO): COG complex
Source: RefSeq, a predicted model, not a curated record